CGGACAUAGGAAAUACGCAAAUGUAUUUGUUAUAAUAAAACACAAAGCGACCACAGAGAGAGUGUGUGUGGGAGAGAGUUGGCGUUUAGCCAUUCGCGCAUCUCUAGCAGAAAAACACUGAAAUGCUAUGAAUAUUUAUGACUUUUAUUGUUCGUGAAGUAAAAGGGAGGAGACGAGCUUCUGCGAUUACUGAGGUCCUAAAUUCAGUUUCAGAUUCAGUAAUGGAUCACAACUGCAACAGUGGUGAGCAUUGGAAUUGGCAAGGGGAUGGUAAUUGCCCCCGAAAGGAUUCUAAUUAUGAUGUAUCUAAAUGCUGUUGGAAUGAAGUCACUCUGAAUGAGGAAGAUAUUUCCUAUAUGUUGGAUGAUCAAACAACCCCCAUGAAGGCCUGCGGUGAUUUGCAUGUUACUGAUAGUGAGAAUAUAAACAAGGAGCCAGAGCAAUGUAGGGAGGCUUCUUCACAAGUAAAGAGGCGACGGAUGCUACAGUUUGAUACUGAAGUAGUAGAUUCCCUAUUUUGCAGUGAAGAGAUUCCAUCUGUGUUUUUAAAAUCAUAUGAGAGGAAGGACUUGUUUGACGAUGUUUUACCCCAAACGUCAGAGUGGGUAUCUGGGUUUUCAGAAAAUGUGUCUGCCUCCGGUUACAAAGGCCUAGAUCAGUCAUCUGAGGAAUGGAUUGCCUCAUGCUUUAAUGACACUCAGAUGAAUUUUAUCUGUGAUGAUAUGAAUUACGCUGGAGCAGCCGAUAUUCAAAUGGAUUUUUCAGAGUUGUAUAAUAGUUCGACUGAAACUGAAAAUGUGGUUCGACAGCAAGUUACUAGGACUCCUCGAAAUAUUGUCUUCAAAGGUAGGAAGUCCAUCAUACAAACACCCACCAAGUUAGCUUCUUCUGUUACUUCUCCAUUUACCUUCAUCAAACCGUGUGGAGUCCAUGGAGAUAUUACUUUGAAGGACAUAAACCAGAAGAUCCGCACUCCACCAAAAUCAAAGCGAAGUUAUGAAGAUCCUGCUAUUUACCCGACCUCGCCCUUCUCUGGCAAGCCUGUAGUCGGCACAACUAAAAUUCGUACAGAUGGAGGAAAAGGUAGCAUCACAAUCAUGAGAACCAAAGGAUAAGUAAAUGAACACUUUUCAACUCUGCUAUGAAGUAUGAACCCUUGUUUUCUCACCCCAAAAAUAUUGUUGGUUUGAGGGUCUCUGUAUUAUUUCCUGCCAGCACAGUAUGGAAGUCAUUACAGCAUCUCUUGUUGCUGUUGUUGUUAGAAUUCAUAAAUCAAAUCAAAGUGUUUAUGUUUUGAUGUUUCCAACUGUUAUUAUUCUAGUUGUCAUAUAGCUAUUGUUCUCUAUACAUGGUGAUAUUUGUCCAAGACAAACUCUUGUGCAUCAGAUCGGGCUAUUUUCUUUUAGCUUAAGAAUACCGUGCCAAUACCAUUUGAAAUCUUUUA
This is a messenger RNA of Tripterygium wilfordii, 1444 nucleotides long. Its product is annotated as protein XRI1-like. The transcript has 9 exons. The record is from RefSeq and is a predicted model, not a curated record. NCBI's taxonomy places the organism in Eukaryota, Viridiplantae, Streptophyta, Magnoliopsida, Celastrales, Celastraceae. The coding region runs from base 138 to 1115 and encodes 325 amino acids. Gene Ontology annotation, biological process: female meiotic nuclear division; male meiotic nuclear division.